GUCUAGGUCUCGCGAACGCGCCAGGAGCGUCUCGGAGGCGGGAGCGCGCUCUGUAGAUGACAACAAAUCUGUCGCGCAGUGUCGGAGUCCGCCUCUCCUCAGCCGCCUGCCCUCUGGUUCUCGUGCAUACCCUCUACGGACCGACGGGGCGCUUCAGAAGCUCUGGUCUUGCGGCACCGGGUUCCGCCGAGCUCCCUGUCCCCACCGGGCCUAGUGUGCGAGCGACACGACGCGGACCAUGGGGUCGCCCUGAGGGACAGCGGCGCUGAACCAGCAUGCAGCGGCCACCGCGAAUCUAGACCCCACCGCAGCCUGGGGACGCCGGCCUGACCCCGAGGCGCCGCCGCUGCCUGGAGCCCCAGGGUCAAUCCCCGAGUCGCCGUGGCGCGCAGCCCCAGCCCCUCCGGCCGCCAGCCCUCACCAUGCCUUGGCCAUUUUCAGAAUCUAUCAAGAAGAGGGCCUGUCGGUACCUCCUGCAGAGGUACCUGGGCCACUUCCUGCAGGAGAAGCUGAGCCUGGAGCAGCUGAGCCUGGACCUGUAUCAGGGCACCGGGUCCCUAGCCCAGGUCCCCUUGGACAAAUGGUGUCUCAAUGAAAUCCUGGAGUCAGCUGACGCACCUCUAGAAGUCACUGAAGGAUUCAUUCAGUCAAUUUCCCUGUCAGUUCCAUGGGGCUCCUUGCUGCAGGAUAAUUGCGCACUGGAAGUGAGAGGGCUGGAGAUGGUCUUCCGGCCUAGACCUCGUGUAGCAACUGGGUCUGAGCCUAUGUACUGGUCAAGCUUCAUGACCAGCAGUAUGCAGUUGGCAAAGGAGUGUCUCAGCCAGAAGCUGACAGAUGAGCAAGGAGAAGCCUCCCAGCCUUUUGAAGGACUGGAGAAGUUUGCAGAAACCAUUGAAACAGUACUAAGAAGAGUGAAAGUCACUUUUAUAGAUACUGUUUUAAGAAUUGAACAUGUGCCAGAAAAUUCCAAAUCUGGAGCUGCACUUGAAAUCCGAGUAGAGAGAACCGUGUACUGUGAUGAAACUGCUGAUGAGUCCUCAGGAGUGAACGUGCAUCAGCCUACAGCUUUUGCUCACAAACUGCUGCAACUCUCUGGAGUGUCUCUCUUCUGGGAUGAAUUUUCUGCUUCAGCAAAAUCUUCCCCAGUGUGUUCAACUGCACCAGUGGAAACUGAGCCAAAGCUGUCACCUAGCUGGAACCCCAAAAUUGUUUAUGAGCCACACCCACAACUAACUAGAACUUUACCAGAGAUAGCACCGUCGGAUCCAGUGCAGAUUGGAAGGCUGGUGGGCAGGCUGGAGUUGAAUCUCACUCUGAAACAGAACGAAGUGCUUCCAGGAGCCAAGUUGGAUGUUGAUGGACAGAUAGACUCCAUUCAUCUAUUCCUGUCACCAAGGCAGGUACACCUGCUUUUGGAUAUGUUAGCAGCUAUUGCUGGACCAGAAAAUUCUAGCAAAAUAGGGCUAGCUGAUAAAGACAGGAAAAAUCGACCCAUGCAGCAGGAAGAUGAGUAUCGAAUUCAGAUGGAAUUAACCCGGUAUUAUCUGAGGAAAGAUUCCCUCUCUAUGGGCGUGUCUUCAGAGAAAAGCUUCUAUGAGACAGAAACGGCUCGCACACCUUCUAGCCGUGAAGAAGAAGUUUUCUUCUCUAUGGCCGAUAUGGACAUGUCUCACAGUCUGUCCUCUCUUCCACCCCUUGGGGACCCUCCACACAUGGACCUGGAGUUAUCGCUGACUAGUACAUACACAAACACACCUGCAGGAUCCCCGCUAAGUGCUACUGUGCUUCAGCCAACUUGGGGAGAGUUUGCCGACCACAAAGAACAGCCAGUAAGAGGGCCAGCGUUCCAGUCUGACGUGCUCCACCCGGCACCUUUACAAAAAGCUGCUCUUCCUUCUAGGUCUGUUUCAGUGGAUGAAUCCAGGCCUGAGUUUAUCUGCAGGCUGGCUGUUGGUAUCUUCUCAGUCUCUGUUCUUCACAUUGAUCCUUUGUCUCCAGCGGAAACAUCUCUGAAUGUCAAUCCAUUGACCCCCAUGGCCAUCGCUUUCUUCUCUUGUAUAGAAAAGAUGGACCCAACACGAUUGUCACCAGAAGAUUUUAAGUCUUUCCGAGCAGUCUUUGCCGAAGCUUGUUCACAUGAUCACCUUAGGUUUAUAGGUACUGGCAUCAAAGUGUCUUAUGAGCAGAGACAAAGAUCAGCUUCCCGGCAUUUUAGUACCGACAUGUCCAUUGGGCAAUUGGAGUUUUUGGAAUGUCUGUUUCCUACGGAUUUUCAUUCUGUCCCUCCCCAUUACACAGAGCUUCUGACGUUCCAUUCCAAAGAAGGGACUGAUGCCCACCUCCCCGUGUGUCUUCAGCUUCACUAUAAGCACUCUGAGACCAGAGGACCCCAGGGUAAUCAAGCAAGACUUAGUUCAGUUCCUCAGAGGGCAGAAUUACAAAUUAAAUUAAAUCCGGUAUGUUGUGAGCUGGAUAUCAGUAUCGUGGAUCGGUUAAAUUCCUUGCUUCAACCUCAGAAACUCACUACAGUGGAGAUGAUGGCCUCGCACAUGUAUGCUUCAUAUAAUAAGCAUAUUAGUUUGCACAAGGCUUUCACUGAAGUAUUUCUAGAUGACUCGCACAGCCCUGCAAAUCGCCGGGUGUCUGUACAAGUUGCCACCCCAGCCCUGCAUCUUUCUGUUCGCUUCCCCAUUCCUGAUCUUCGAUCAGACCAGGAAAGAGGACCCUGGUUUAAGAAGUCGCUUCAGAAGGAGACCCUCCAUUUAGAAUUCACAGAUCUGGAAUCUAAGACGGAGUUUGUGGGAGGAUCCACCCCAGAACAAACCAAACUGGAACUGACUUUUAGAGAGCUGACUGGGUCAUUCCAGGAGGAGAAGGGAGAGCCGUCUAUCAAGUUCUUCCAUGUGUCUGGUGGAGUAGAUGGAGACACAGCAUCCUCAGAUGACUUUGACUGGCCUCGAAUGGUACUGAAGAUAAAUCCACCAGCCAUGCAUUCCAUUUUGGAGAGAAUAGCAGCUGAAGAGGAGGAAGAGAAUGAUGGCCACUAUCAAGAGGAGGAGGAAGGAGGGGCUCAUUCCUUGAAAGAUGUCUGUGACCUGAGGCGGCCAGCCCCAUCUCCCUUUUCCUCUCGGAGAGUAAUGUUUGAGAAUGAGCAGAUGGUGAUGCCGGGAGACCCUGUGGAGAUGACAGAAUUUCAGGAUAAAGCCAUCAGCAACUCUCACUAUGUGCUGGAGCUUCUGCUCCCAAACAUCCACAUGACACUGCCCAACAAAAGCUUCUACGAGAAGCUUUACAACAGGAUCUUUAAUGACCUGCUUCUCUGGGAGCCAACAGCCCCUUCACCAGUGGAGACCCUUGAAAACAUUUCCUAUGGCAUUGGGCUCUCGGUGGCCAGUCAGCUGAUAAACACCUUCAGCAAAGACAGCUUCAGUCCCUUUAAAUCUGCAGUUCACUAUGAUGAAGACAGCGGAUCUGAAGAAGAGACUUUGCAGUAUUUUUCUGCUGUUGAUCCCAACUAUCGUUCCCGUAGGAAAAAAAAGUUGGACUCUCAGAACAAGAACUCUCAGAGUUCCCUCUCAGUCCUUCUGAGUAUCAAUCAUGGAUUAAUGGCAGUGUUCACAGAUGUGAAGCAAGAUAAUGGAGAUCUGAUGGAAAAUAAGCAUGGUGAAUUCUGGUUAGAGUUCACUAGUGGCUCAUUAUUCUGUGUGACAAAGUAUGAAGGUUUGGAUGACAAGCACUACAUCUGCUUGCACUCCAGCAGUCUCAGUCUGUACCACAAAGGCAUAGUGGAUGGAGUCAUUCUCCCUACACAGACACGAUUGCCCUGUUCCACUCGCCCACAUUGGUUGGAACCUACAAUUUAUUCCUCUGAAGAGGAUGGCCUCAGCCGAGCUGCCUCUGAUGGUGUCGGGGGAGACAAUCUGAAUAUGCUCUCAGUCGCAGUAAAAAUACUGUCGGAUAAGUCAGAGUGCAAUACGAAGGAGUUUCUUGUGGCUGUAGGGCUGAAAGGAGCCACUCUACAGCACAGAAUGCUGCCUGCUGGACUCAGUUGGCAUGAGCAGAUUUUAAACUUCUUGAAUAUUGCUGAUGAACCUGUUUUGGGAUAUAACCCUCCAACUUCAUUUACAACUUUUCAUGUUCAUCUUUGGAGCUGUGCACUUGAUUACAGGCCUCUUCACCUGCCAAUUCGAUCCCUUCUUACUGUUGAGACGUUCAGCAUUUCUAGCAGCGUUGCCUUGGAUAAAUCUUCCUCCACUCUCAGAAUCAUCAUGGAUGAGGCUGCUUUACACCUUUCUGACAAGUGUAACACUGUCACUAUAAAUCUGAAUAGAGAUUAUGUUCGUGUGAUGGACAUGGGACUUUUAGAGCUGACCAUAACUGCAGUGAAGGCAGAUUCUGAUGGAGAACAGACUGAGCCCCGCUUUGAGUUGCACUGUUCCAGUGAUGUCGUCCACAUCAGAACAUGCUCAGACUCAUGUGCUGCGCUGAUGAAUCUCAUCCAGUAUAUCGCAAGUUACGGAGACUUACAUGCACCUAACAAAGCAGAAAUGAAGCCUGGAAUUCCACAGAGAAAGCCCAAGGUAGAUUCCAGUGGCCAUUCAUCUUCACGUGGUCCAGUGCUUCCUGAAGCAGAUCAGCAGAUUUUACGGGACCUGAUGAGUGAUGCCAUGGAAGAGAUUGAUAUGCAGCAGGCCUCCACCCCAAUGGGACCACAGACAAAUGGUGUCACGGAUGAACAGUCUCACACUCAGGAGCCGUGCUGCUCAGACCUCUUCCUGUUCCCAGAUGAGAGUGGGAGUGCGUCUCAGGGACCCAGCCCUGCCUAUGCCUCACUCACGCACCACUUGAUGAGUGACACAGUGUCAGGGGCGCCAACUGAAAACGAUGACUUUUGCAUUCUUUUUGCACCAAAAGCAGCUGUCCAGGAGAAAGAAGAAGAGCCAGUGAUAAAGAUCAUGGUUGAUGACGCAAUUGUGAUAAGAGAUGACUAUUUCAGUCUGCCCAUUACGAGGACGGAUAGCAGCAAAGCCCCGCUUCACUUUCCCAUCCCUGCCAUUCGCUAUGUUGUUAAAGAGGUCUCUCUGGUGUGGCAUCUUUAUGGAGGCAAGGACUUUGCAACAGCUCCUCCUGUGUCUCCAGCUAAGAGUUACAUUAGUCCCCAUAGCUCACCUUCUCAGACACCUACAAGGCAUGGACGUCAUACAGUCUAUGGAGGCAAAGGAAGGAAUCAUGAUUUUUUAAUGGAAAUACAAUUAAGCAAGGUGAAGUUUCAGCAUGAAGUCUACCCCCCGUGUAAACCUGAGUGUGAGUCUAGCCUCUCAGAGCACCCAGUCUCCAGGCAGGUGUUCAUCGUUCAGGAUCUUGAAAUUCGAGAUCGGCUGGCAACAUCACAAAUGAAUAAAUUUCUAUACCUGUAUUGCAGCAAAGACAUGCCUCGUAAAGCUCAUUCCAACAUGUUGACAAUUAAAGCAUUGCAUGUACGUCCAGAGUCUGGAAGGUCACCACAGGAAUGCUGCUUGCGAGUGUCCCUGAUGCCGCUUCGCCUCAAUAUUGACCAGGACGCCUUAUUCUUCCUCAAGGAUUUCUUCACAAGUCUUUCUACAGAAGUGGAGCUUCUACUGACUCCAGACCCAGAAGUUACCAAGUCUCCUGGAGCUGAUGUCACCUGCAGUUUGCCAAGGCAUUUGAGUACCUCAAAGGAGCCGAAUCUAGUUGUUUCUUUCCCUGGGCCAAAACAACCUUCCCCAAACCAUAGUGCCAAUUCAGUGGAGGGGGCUAAUGGACUGGAGGAGAAGAACUUCUCAGCUGAGGAAACUUCAUUUAGUGACCAGCCUGUGUUUUUUAGAGAAUUCAGAUUCACAGCAGAAGUUCCUAUUCGGCUUGACUAUCAUGGCAAGCAUGUAUCAAUGGAUCAGGGUACAUUGGCUGGGAUUUUGAUUGGCCUGGCUCAGUUGAACUGUUCUGAGUUAAAGCUGAAGAGGCUCUUCUAUCGGCAUGGUUUGCUAGGUAUUGACAAAUUGUUCUCAUAUGCAAUUUCCGAAUGGCUCAAUGACAUUAAGAAGAACCAGCUACCAGGAAUCCUGGGAGGUGUUGGGCCAAUGCAUUCACUAGUUCAAUUAGUGCAAGGCCUGAAGGACUUGGUGUGGCUGCCGAUUGAGCAGUACCGGAAGGAUGGUCGCAUCGUCAGAGGCUUCCAGAGAGGUGCUGCCUCCUUUGGUACCUCAACUGCAAUGGCAGCUCUAGAACUAACAAACAGAAUGGUCCAAACAAUACAGGCGGCAGCAGAGACUGCUUAUGACAUGGUGUCUCCGGGUACCCUUUCUAUUGAGCCCAAGAAGGCAAAGAGAUUUUCUCAUCACCGGUUAGCCCACCAGCCAGUAGACCUGAGGGAAGGUGUGGCCAAGGCCUACAGUGUUGUCAAAGAGGGAAUCGCAGACACGGCUCAGACCAUUUAUGAAACGGCUGCUCGAGAACAUGAGAGCAGAGGGGUCACUGGUGCUGUGGGUGAAGUCCUGCGCCAGAUUCCACCGGCAGUGGUCAAACCCCUAAUUGUAGCCACUGAAGCAACAUCAAACGUGUUAGGUGGUAUGAGAAACCAAAUUAGACCAGAUGUUCGGCAGGACGAAUCACAGAAAUGGCGCCACGGGGAGGACUGAUGCUUCCAGGGUCACUCCACAGAGCGUGGAGCUGAGGAGCAGGGUAUCCUAGUGGCAGCUUCGUAGAAAGCUUGUUUAAUUCAUGUGCUCAUCUCAGGAACAAAAGCAGGUUUUAGUUAAAUAAUUUAAUGUCAAAACAACACGCAGCCAAAACCUUGUGACAUUGUAGGGCCUGGCACUUGCCUACAGGAGUGUCUGGUGGCUCGUGUCAUGGUCGCUAGAGAUGUGCUGCCAUGUUGAAUGCUUGCUUUCAUUAAAGUGACUGUAAUUGUACUUGUUACUUACAAGCUCUCAUUGGGAAUGUCUUUGUAAACAGUGUUGAGUGCUUAAAAAUGGAGCACUCCCAAAGCACCGGGGAGCACUCUUCUCAUUCUGGGGAGUUUUUCAACUUACAAUUUCAACACUUCUGAAGCUAGUGAGUGAAGCCACAGGGAAAGCAAAGCAGCUAGGGCUCGCCUCCCCAAGGGACUGCCUGCUCCUCUCACCUGGGGAAAGUGAGUGUCGCAGACGAAAAAUGCUGUGCUGCACUUUAUCCUCUGUGUGUGUCUGUGUGUGUGUGUGUGUGUGUGUGUGUGUGUGUGUGUUUGUAGUGUAACGCAAGGUGUGCUGUGUUCUUUGUGUCAUUUACAAGGUUAUAUAAAUAUGAAGAGAAAUAACGAUGUCUUGGAGUUUUUGGUGAAGGAAAGUAACCCAAAUGUAGUAAGUUUCUGUAUCCUAAAUGCAAGAGGAAAUGUGCACUCUGUGAUGGACUGGGGCCCAUGCGUUGUUUAUCUGUCCUUUGUUAAGUACAUAGUACAGACUAUUAGUGGCAAAGAAAAUUGGAAGUGGGCUUUAUUCUUAGGAAGUUAAAUAAAAAUACUCCAAAUACGUCCUAGGCAACUAAUUCAAAAGUACCAUUUUUACUUUAAUAAUGUACAUUUUGAUAACCUGUCAGGAAUGAAUAAAAUAUUUUUAUUUAAAGGUAAGAUUGUUGUAUACUUCCAUGAACAGUUUGCUUUUUGAGAGCAUAUUCAUUGAUGCAGUGCUGUCACCGACCACAGGUUGUUUGGAGACACCUCAGAGCCUGUUGUGGUUACUGUCACUUACCGAGGAGGAAAUGGGUAAUUGUUUUCAAUCUGUGCCUCAAGAGUAACCCAACAAAGAGAAACUGGCACUUUGUAUUUGUCACUGUUUAGAGUUGCAUGCUGUCACCUCUUGGUUUCUAAAGUGUUGGUGGGUAUCAGGGAUGCUGGAUGCCACAGCUGCAUUCGGUUUGUGGGUGAGAAAGGAAAGUCAGUUUCACCCUCUGAAAGCCCUAAACAGGAAGCAGUGCCAACCCCAAUCCCAAACUGCAGAGUUUGUAAAUAAUCAUCUUGUAUACAUUUGCAUAAGAUUGAUUUCCUUUUGCUGCCCAGAAACUUCAAAAGACGUCUUGGAGUGGCUGCUGGUAGGCCUCAUGGAACUGCUAGCUCUUCUGUCCUCAUUAAGCAGAGCCUGUGUGUGAUCCGGCUCUGAGCAGACACUGCAGGUUGUGGCGGCAUUUGUUGCCAUGACUGGCCGGUCCCUACCUGACCUUCUAAUGAAGCAGGCAGCAUGUGUUACCUGCCAUUUUGAUCAGACUGCCCGCCAUACCUCUCUCCUCCUUGGUUCCUAAGGUCAGAGAGAGUUAGUACACGGGAGUCCCCUUUGCCCUCUGAGCUGCAGACAACUAUUUCUUUCAACUGUUUAAAUUGAUGAAGCCAUAUAAACAGGUAUCUUUACAAUGUCGUCUCCUGCUUCUUCCUUUUCAUCUUCUGCAUCUUGCCAGAGAUGUUGAUUUCAUCUCCAGGUUUUUGUGCAUUGCUGAGGCACUAGUGGGGACCUGUCUGGAUCUGAACACUUCUGAGUUACAUAUCUGCUGUCUUCUUUUUAAAGGGCAUCUGCUCAGACUUUUGUGUUGAAUUGACACGUAGUGUGUUGACAGGGUCCUUGGGUUGCCUCAUCUGCAGUUACCAAGCAAAUGACUUGACUUGGCCAAGAUACCUCAUCUUGCUCAGCCCCAGUGUCCCUUCUGUAGGUGAAGAGGUUUCUUAGACAAGACCUGUGGGAAUUUCUGGGCAAUUAGGUCAUGGUGGCACAUGCACAAUAGUGGUGUGUGCCCUCAUGCUUGUUAGAGUGCCAAGGCUGUGAUGUCAGGCUGGUGGCCAGCAUCACGUGGACACUGUGGCUGUGCCACACCACAGCAGCUGUGGGCUACUUCAGCCCUCUAAGAGUGACACCUUCCAGAUCUGGCACCAUGCUGCAUGCUUGCAUCAGGUCGAUAAUUUUGACUGGAGCAGGCUGCAUGUGCCCACCUGUUGCUGCCGAGUUCCAUACAGAGACCCCUCCCCCCUCUAGGAGUCAGGAAAGCAAGCUUGGUCAAGGUCACUCAGCCGUUCCAACUCUGACUAUAUUGCUGAUGUCAACAGAGACCCCAGCAAUGUGAUUGCCAAAUAGGACUGACUUGGAACCCCCAUUUUUCUCUUCCUGUCUGUCCUCAUUCCCUUUUAAUCUGAGCAGGGCAUACAGAGACAGACAUCAUAGGAGUAGGCUUCCAUUUCAAUGAAGUGUCAGGAAAAUUUGGAGCCCCACUUAAGAAUACAUAUAUUUGUCAACAAUAUUGUUAAAAAGUAAAAGUCACUGUAAAAAAAAAAAUCUUUCCAAGUAGCAGUGUUCCUAAGCACAGUAUCAGGGACCAGGAACCAUCUGUUCUGCCUCCUGUCCUGUGUCACUGAAAGGGCUACUGCAAUAGCUCCUGUUAGACCAGUUAGCUGUGUCUGCUCUUGUUCGAGAGGCACUUGCCCCUCACUGUGCGUCCUUUGACUCAGGACUGUAGCAUCUGAGUGUUCUCACCAGUGGGAUUAGAAAUGAGAACCCUACCCUGCAAUAAAUAGCCUUAGGAUUAAGUAUUGAUUGUCUUAAUUUAAAUGAUAUUUACAUAAAAUGCUGUGUAAGACAUUUAAGCCAGUCUGUUUCACUUCUGCCCCUGUUGAGUACAAUCUCGGAUCCCAGGGUUCUGGGGUCAGUGGGCAGCACUUCUUCCUGGCCUCCCCUCAUCUCCCAAGGGGAAUGUAGAGUUUAAAGUCCCUUGGAAGGACUGUGUGAACACAGGGUGAUACUCUGCUUUCUGUAGCUGGAUGGACCACUUGGUAUCAGAGUAAGCACGUUUUACCUUAGGUUAAAAAGAAAGAUUAUUUGUGUAGUGUAGAGAAGUGUAUCAGUAAUGAAGAUUGUCUUUUUUUGUCAGGAAAUGUUAUUUUGGUUUACAGGAAGGUAUAGCCACUGUUGUGUAUGAACACCAGUCUGUGCCAGCCUCUGUGGAUAUUUUCAGGAUUGCGCUGGGCACCCUGCUAACUUUGAGAGAUCCCGUAUACACAGUUGGAAGUCAGCCAGUGAGAAAAAGCAUUCCUGUGAGCCGUCAUGUCAGGCUUCUUUGUGGGUGAGAAAUCUUUGAGUCUUAGCAUUUUAUAUUUUGAAUCUUAGCAUUUCCUAUAGGCACAGGACUCAGAGUCCUAUGUCGACCUCUAGCUAACACCAGGGUUGGGCAAAUCACUCCCUUUGCAUUAGUGUCAGGUGCUGCCUGUCUGCUGCAGUGAGUGUCAGCUGCUCCCUCACACUUGGCACUUGGGGCUGAGCUAGCCCCCCUUCACAGAGGCAUUUACCCUCCUGUCUCAUGUACACUUUUCUGGUUGGUACUGCCUAGCCUUGUUUGUGUAGCCCUCUAGUCCACAGGGUUGCUUGCUUAUUCCUGGGAGUAUUUUAGGCACCCAGUUCAGCUUUUCUGUGAGUCCGUCUAGCCUGUCUCAUUGUCUUUGCUGAGUGUCCUGACUUUUCCUAAUUAUGGCAACUCUGGAUGUAAAUAAGAAUAUUCCUCUGUACAAGUAUUUUUGUGAAAAAUGUAACUUGUUAGUUGUGACUAUUUAAAAUAUGAUGCCGUUAUGAAUACUUGUGAAAAAAUUAAAAUAUUUCCUCUUUGUCUUUUGAUUUAAACUUAA
Molecule: messenger RNA, 10648 nt
Organism: Psammomys obesus (fat sand rat)
Lineage: Eukaryota; Metazoa; Chordata; Mammalia; Rodentia; Muridae
Gene: Atg2b
Product: autophagy related 2B
Exons: 42
Coding region: 423-6656 (2077 amino acids)
Biological process (GO): autophagosome assembly; piecemeal microautophagy of the nucleus; reticulophagy
Cellular component (GO): extrinsic component of membrane; phagophore assembly site
Molecular function (GO): phosphatidylinositol-3-phosphate binding
Source: RefSeq, a predicted model, not a curated record